AUGGACGAGACGAGUCCCUUGGUGUCCCCCGAGCGCGGCCCGGCCCCGGGGUAUGGGCUGCCGGGGGCCGCCGUGCGCUCCCCUUCCUCCAGCGCUCCCUGCGGACCUUGCCCCUGCCCCUCCCCGCCGGGCUCCCCCGCGGGCGGCCGCGACCGUGAGCGCCAGCCCUUGCUGGACCGCGGCGGGGGAGCGGAGCGCGGGGCGCGGGGGGCGGCCGGGGCCGGCGGGGCGGCCCACGCUCCGGCUCAAGCCGCGUCGGGGGGCGGGGCGGGGGCGGCCGUGGCCCGCGGGGAGCGGGAGCCCCGCAACGAGUUCCCAGAUGACCCGGAGUUCGCCGAGGUGGUGCGGCUGGCGGAGGUGGCAAGCGAGCGCGGCAUCUACCCGGAGCGCAUCUCCCAAGGCUCUAGCGGCAGCUAUUUCGUCAAGGACCCGCAAGGGAAAAUCAUAGGUGUGUUCAAACCCAAGAAUGAAGAGCCUUAUGGGCAGCUGAACCCAAAGUGGACCAAGUGGCUGCAGAAACUGUGCUGUCCUUGCUGUUUUGGGAGGGACUGCCUAGUCCUCAACCAGGGAUAUCUGUCUGAGGCUGGUGCUAGCCUUGUUGACCAGAAGCUGGAACUGAACAUUGUUCCCCGCACAAAAGUGGUGUACUUGGCCAGUGAAACAUUCAACUACAGUGCCAUUGAUCGAGUGAAGUCCCGGGGCAAACGCCUGGCUCUGGAGAAAGUGCCAAAAGUCGGACAGAGGUUUCACCGAAUUGGCCUUCCUCCAAAGGUGGGCUCUUUCCAACUGUUUGUGGAGGGUUACAAAGAUGCAGACUACUGGCUGCGGCGCUUUGAGGCUGAGCCUCUCCCAGAGAAUACUAACCGCCAACUGCUGCUGCAAUUUGAGAGGCUGGUGGUACUGGACUAUAUAAUUCGCAAUACUGACCGGGGUAAUGACAACUGGCUGAUCAAGUAUGAUUGCCCCCUGGAUAGCACAAGUGUGCGGGACUCAGAAUGGGUAGUGGUGAAGGAGCCAAUCAUUAAACUGGCUGCCAUUGACAAUGGCCUGGCUUUCCCCCUCAAGCAUCCAGACUCUUGGCGAGCCUACCCUUUUUAUUGGGCAUGGCUGCCACAGGCCAAGAUGUCAUUCUCACAGGAGAUCAAGGACUUGAUCCUGCCAAAGAUUUCUGAUCCUAAUUUUAUUAAGGAUCUGGAAGAAGACCUCUAUGAACUUUUCAAGAAGGAUCCUGGUUUUGACAGGGGCCAGUUUCACAAGCAGAUUGCUGUCAUGCGUGGCCAGAUUCUGAACUUAACACAGGCCUUGAAAGAUGGGAAGAGCCCCCUUCACCUGGUCCAGAUGCCCCCUGUCAUUGUUGAGACCGCUCGCUCUCACCAGCGCUCAGCCAGCGAGUCCUACACACAAAGCUUCCAGAGCCGCAAACCUUUCUUUUCGUGGUGGUAGCAGUUGCCCUCUUAUCCAUCGAGGAACUCAUGGGAGAGUGCUGCUUGACUGCGGGCAGUCGAUCCUCCAGACCAAGACAGCUGGGCUGCAGCCAGUGGGAGAUGUAUGCCGGAGCUCCCAACAGUCUUGACUCGGAACAUUCCCAGCAGG
Molecule: messenger RNA, 1593 nt
Organism: Euleptes europaea (tarantolino)
Lineage: Eukaryota; Metazoa; Chordata; Lepidosauria; Squamata; Sphaerodactylidae
Gene: PI4K2A
Product: phosphatidylinositol 4-kinase type 2 alpha
Exons: 9
Coding region: 1-1443 (480 amino acids)
Biological process (GO): Golgi organization; phosphatidylinositol phosphate biosynthetic process; endosome organization
Cellular component (GO): endosome; plasma membrane; lysosomal membrane
Molecular function (GO): 1-phosphatidylinositol 4-kinase activity
Source: RefSeq, a predicted model, not a curated record